Molecule: messenger RNA, 4746 nt
Organism: Astyanax mexicanus (Mexican tetra)
Lineage: Eukaryota; Metazoa; Chordata; Actinopteri; Characiformes; Acestrorhamphidae
Product: interferon-induced very large GTPase 1-like
Exons: 3
Coding region: 1-4731 (1576 amino acids)
Molecular function (GO): GTP binding
Source: RefSeq, a predicted model, not a curated record
AUGUACAAUUAUAUGAAUGGAAGAUCCAAGCAAAUAGAUGACCUCUUUAAAAGACUUGGCCUUGAUGUAAACUUUCAGAACAAACUCACAAAAGGAUGCUUCCUGGAAAUAUCCUCCUCAUCAAUACAGAAUAAGGAGUCCAAAACUGAGAAGGAUCUGGUUCACAGUUUCAUGCAAAGGCUUCUCACACUAGAUUACACAGCAAAACAUCUUUCUGUUAAAACUGAAGGACCAGUACCAAAGUCUAAACACACAGCUGGAAAAGGUAGCUUUGUUGCAUUUUUAAAGAAAAAUGCUGGAAACAAAGAAAACAAACCUACUCAUGUUCAUCCAAUGGAUGUUCAGAUGGCAGUGUUCUUCUGUGCAGAUCCCUUUCUUCAGCAGAUCAUGGUAACUAAGCUCUCUCAGUGUCAGUAUGCAGUUCCUCUGCUGGUUCCAAAUCCUUUCACUGAAAAUACUGAAUUCCCUCUGUGGACGAUGCGCCAGAUCAGUAAGAGCUGGAAGACUAUGGAUACUUCUGGCAGAGUCACCAGUAAGACCCUGCCCAUGUACAAAGCUCAAACUCCAGUGGUCACGUUCUUCAGGAUUGGUUCGAUUUCUUCAUCAAAGUCUCAGCUGAUGAACAGGCUGAUCAAUGAGAAGCACGACACGUUCUUCCACAGGGACUGUCCAGGCAGCAGCAGAGAGCGUCUACUGAUGGAUGGAGUGGUGGAGAUCGCCUGGUACCUCCCAUCUGGAAAAAUCACUGAUCAUUUCUCAGACUGUGUAGCGUUCUGUAAUCUACAUGGAGAUUCCAGCAUCAACGAGACUCAGAGAAAGAUUCUUACUGAAAUGUCCUCUGUGAAUGUUGUACUUUUACCUCAACUUGAUGAGAAUGAUAAUAAUAUGGUUAUUGUACAAGAGCUUUUUGAGAGUUCAAAACCUCUCAUUAUUGUUCUGACUGAUGAAGAUGAUGAGGGUGAAGAUGAUGUUUGUGAGAUCGAAGAGGGAAAAUUCAGAGUAUCACUGAAGGGCAGAAACCAGUCUGAUGUUUCUGUUUGUCUUAGAGGAGUUAUCAAGAACUGCCUCUCAGAACAGGCUGUGACCUUCAGUCUUGAGAAGAUAACAGAAGAACACAGAGAGUUGAAGGUGGAUGAGGAGAAUGAAGACUGUCAGAGAGGAAAGGAAGCUGCACAGGAGAUGAUGAGAUUCCUGGAGAGAAAAGAUCCAUCAACAGUUAAAGAAAAGUAUCUGCCCUGUCACGGUAAACUGUGGCAUGACUGGAGCCAGAAUAACAAAGACUUGCGACGACUCAAAAGUGAGAACAUAGAAUCUGAGAAAAGUGAGAAAGAGAAUAAGUUAACAGAAAUAAGAAAGAAACAGCAGAAUCAUGGUUUCAGUGAACUCAUGAAGUUGUUUGUAGGAAGUUUAAGGUCACUGUCAGACACGGAGAAAAUGUAUUUCCUCAAGUGGACGACAAUCCUGCUGGAUGAUUUCACUUUACACAUACUUUCAAACAUCCUUCAGGAGUACGAUCAAAAAUGGUCAGACGUGCUGGCUUUGAAGAGAACACACAAUAAAGAAAAUGAAACUUUACAGAAAAUGAAAUCUGAACAACUAAAUCUAGAAAAGAUCUCCAACAAGCUUAAUGCUGCCACAUUCGGUUUGGAGCACAUGCUGAGAGAGAUGGGUCAGAUUCAUGAAGCUUCAGUCUCUGAGAGAAGAGAGGAUAGAGUGAAGGAUGGAGAUCUUUCUUACCUUCCUGAACUUGCUGCUGAACUUAUGAUAUCUGGCCACCCGAUGGAGCUGAUGGACGGUGAUGCUGCUCAUGUUCCUCUGGUCUGGGUUUCAGCAGUUCUGGAUAAGGUCAUCAGAAAACUGGGAGACCAGAGAGUCUUUGUGUUGUCAGUUCUGGGAAUUCAGAGCUCAGGGAAAUCCACCAUGCUCAACGCCAUGUUCGGACUCCAGUUUGCAGUCAGUGCUGGAAGAUGCACCAGAGGAGCCUUCAUGCAGCUGGUGAAAGUGUCUGAAGAGAUGAAGGAGGAACUGAAGUUUGACUACAUUCUGGUUGUUGAUACUGAAGGUCUCAGAGCUUUAGAGCUGGCUGGAACAGAUACUCUACAUCAUGAUAAUGAACUGGCAACAUUUGUAGUGGGGCUUGGAAACAUGACUUUGAUCAACAUCUUUGGAGAAAACCCAUCAGAGAUGCAGGACAUUCUUCAGAUUGUUGUUCAGGCCUUUAUGAGGAUGAAGAAGGUCAGACUGAAUCCCAGCUGUGUGUUUGUUCAUCAGAAUGUUACUGAUGUUGCAGCUGGAGAGAAAAAUAUGGAUGGUAGAAGACGAUUACAGGAGAAACUGGAUGAAAUGACCAGAUUAGCUGCUAAAGAUGAAGUGUGUGAUGCAGAAUGUUUCAGUGAUAUCAUUGCAUUUAAUGUACAGAAGGAUGUGAAGUACUUUUCUCAGCUCUGGGAGGGCAGCCCACCCAUGGCUCCACCAAACCCACGCUACAGUGAAAAUGUUCAGGACCUGAAGAGAGACAUUGUUUCUCGUGCAUCAAAAACAAACUGCAUGAAAUUAUCACAGUUUCAGCAGCGAGUGAAAGAUCUCUGGGAGGCUCUGCUGAAUGAAAACUUUGUCUUCAGUUUCAGGAACACACUGGAGAUAUCAGUGUACAGGAAACUGGAGGUGGAGUAUGAGAAAUGGACCUGGAGUCUCAGGAGUGCCAUGCUGAGUAUAGAAGACAAGAUACUGAACAGAAUUUCCAGUGGAAAAGUGGAAGCAGUAGAAAAACAAGAGCUGAUGAGAGAAAUGUCAGAAACCCUGCAGGAAGUCCAAACAGCAUUUAAAGAGUAUUUUGAAGAAGACAGUGAAAAGGAAACUCUGAUUCAGUGGAAAACCAGAUUUGAGAAACAAAUACAACACCUCCAUGAUGACCUUGUAGAUGAGGCCAAAAGAAAACUGGAUGAAAACAUCAAACAGAAAAACAUUCUGAAAAAUCUAGAUGACAAACUGAUAAAUCAUGAGAAUACUCUCUUUGAAAAGAGUAAAGAACUCGCUCUGGAUCUUAAAGAAAAUGAGAGUCAAAACAGAGACCCAAAAGCACAAUUUGAUUCAGUGUGGGGAAAUUGGGUCACUGAAUUAACUAAUGAUGUUCCAGAAAUCAAAGAUGUAAACAUCCCAGAGGAUGUCCUUAAAAUUCUGGAGGAGUCUUAUGAAUAUGGUCUUAUUUUUAAUCAAAAGAAGAGAGCAGGGUACAUAAAGAUUCACACUGUUGCUGAUUACAGCAGUUAUGUUUCUAUGAAAAGGGUCAAGUUGGGACCUGUUCCUUUAUGGGAAAAGUCUCUCAAACCAGAAGAUCAGACAUUGAUACGACAGCUGAUUUCUAAAGUCAUCCAACAAACAACAGAAAAAGUGAAUUCAUUUCCAGUCUCAGUGCAGGGAUACAGCUCAGGCUACAUCCAUGUGAUUGUACGAGAUGUCAAACAACGAGUGCAGGAGUUUAAACCAAGACACGACUCCUUUGAGUUUAAGAAAGAGUUCUUUGUAGAUCUCUCUCUUUAUGUGUGUGAACAAGCUGAGAAACGCUUUGUAGAACUUCACAGGAAAUACAGAGAAGCAAAUGAUCCAAUUCUUCACUUCAAAAAGAAAAAGGAUGAUUACUUCAAAGUCUUUAUGAAAUACUAUCAAGGUGCAACAUCUGCAGCAGUGCUUGGAGACCAAAUCUGUGUUAAACUGAAAGAAGCAAUCCUGCAGAGUGUGUACAACAUGAUCGCUAAAUUCAUCUGUGAUCAGAUGAGAGGAAAACCUCCAUUUAAUGGGAACAGAGGAGAUCUGGAGAAGCACAUUCUGAAGUCUCUGGCAGAGCAGGAGGGAGAUAAGGAGGAGAAGUUUAAUAACUUCUUAACAUACAUGAACCAGCCGAAGAUUCACUUUGAAAAUUUCAUCAGAGACAGAGUUAGACAGUACAUGGCAGCAGAAAAUCCUCAGGCAGCUUCUGUAAUAAAAGAACACAUCAACCACAAACAGAUAAUUGUCAUCAGUGGAGCAGAAGCAGCAAAAGAUGAGGUCAAAUCUAUAAAAGGAGACGUGAACAAGUGGCUGGAGAUUUUCUCCAACAGUCUUGUAGACGAUUUAGGAGAUACUAAAGUUCAUCUGAGUGAUAAAGUCACCAAGGAUGUCACUGAUUAUGAUGUUCUCGUAGAUGUUAUUAAAAAAGAGCUAUUGGUCGUUGUUGAAGAGCUGAAAGGAAGCUUCUGUAAGCUUUCUGAUCUGAGAAAGGAGAUGUUCAGAGAAAAGCCUGAGGAGAUUCUGAUCAAACACUUCUGCAGGUGCUGCUGGAAUCAGUGUCCCUUCUGUGGAGCCGUCUGUACCAACAGUCAAGAAGAUCACACUGGAGAUCAUCAGGCUGAAUACCAUCGCUCAGGUGGAAUGAAAGGGUGGCAUUAUAGAGGCACAAGAGAAUUUUCCAUAGACUUUUGCACAACAAAAGUAGCAAGUGACAGAUCAUUUUACCCUGAUUUUUCUGAGUCUUCUGUCCCUUACAAUAAGUACAGAACAGCAGGAGGAGAUUAUGCUAAAUGGAUGAUCUCCACAGAUUCUCAGCUGACCUACUGGAAAUGGUUUGUUUGUGAAUUCAAGGAAAACCUUGAAAAUGACCACAAACUAUAUUUCAGUGGAAGAGGAAAGAUUCUGCCUGAAUGGAAAAACUUCAGUCAGUCUGACGCAGUUGCAAGUUUAGGAAUAAGUAAAUAAACUGCAACAGUUCUG